AUAUGCAAAACACUUGAGUAGAACAGCAGGGUGAUAUAUUCGUGAUUCCGUCCGAGGGCCAAUACAGUGCCAAUCUUAUGCGUGUUUUUGUCAGUAUAUUGGGAAGCCAUUCGAGUGUAACUUUUAAGCCUGAAACAUGAUGAAGUGUUCCAAAAUUAUUUAUYGCUUAGUGACUGUAAUUUCGGUGUGUUUAUGUUCGAUAAAAGUGAAAGCUGGAUGUCCUAAACAGCUUGGCAAAGAUGCCUUUUCACAACUAAAGAGUCCCCUUAAAGGGCAAGAGCCGCAAACAUGCGCUACCUCAAAAACAUGCUGUACCCGACAACUGGAGACAACGCUACAACAGAAAGCUAUCACAGAGCUAAAUGCGAAAGUUUCAAAGCGACUUCAUGGAGUAAAGGGGUCUACAGCAGCUAUCCACCAAGAUGUUCAAGGGUAUUUCCAAGAUGUGGUACGGAACGCGAGGGAACAAAGCUUAUUUUCUAUGCGGCAGAAGUCACAUGCAAACUUGUCGCGAAUCGGAGGACCUCUGGUUCGAAAAGUUUUCGACCAACUUGAAGACUCCAUCAAAAACCAUAAAAUCAACUUCACUAGAGUUGUACUACAAUUCUUAACAGACUCGUUCCCUCCUCUGUUUAAGUACGCUACAAAUGAACAGAAGAUGUUUUCCGGCCAGUUUGAAAAGUGCCUUAAAGAUAAAAUUAACUUCAAACAGAUUUAUGGUGGAAAUCCUUAUAAAAUUUCCCUUGAAAUCGAGAAGAUUAUUAAACCAAUGCAAAUGUUCCUAAAGGGUUUGACAUUCUCAGAGAAGAGCAUUAACGCCGCUAAAGAGCUUGAUUUUACUAAAGGAUGCAGCAAGAUAYUAUUGCAAAUGACAUAUUGUUCAUUGUGUAACGGGGAAGAUAGCAGUAUAAAGCCAUGUGAAGCCUAUUGUAUCGAUGUGYUSAAAAACUGUCUGGUUACUAGUGGAAAACUGCAAAAACAAUGGAGCUUGUUUUACGAUGCAAUGGAUAAUCUUGCAUUGGGCUUGUCUACCCAUAAUGUCCAAGAAAAACUGUUUCAGGUUUAUAACCAAUUAUCAAUAGCGGUGAUCAAUGUGAUUCCUCAGAUACAUGACCCCACGUUGAAGAACAACAUGUACAAACUUUGUGGUCGACCUACAUAUCGCACAGACUCGACUUCAAAAGGACUGGGACAAACAAGUCAAAAAGUCAUUGCCGAUAUGAAGCAAAAAAUGAAAGAUGUUAAAACAAAGAUGGGACAUUUAAGGGGAGUUUUUGAAGAAAUGCCUAGUGACAUUUGUGUAUAUGAUGGAGUUUCAGCGCUCAGAACGGAGAAAGUAAUUGUUGCCAGUUGCUGGAAUGGAACAGCCAUAGGAAGGUACGUUGGGCCUGUCUCAUCCCCCCUUCCAUCCCUAGACACUAUUCCAGCUGAUCAAUCACGAAUCGAAACUAUCAUCCAAGAAACAGACAGCAUAACUAUUGACAUCAAGAAAAACACUCCUGAUUAUUAUCCAACAGAAAUCGACGGCAGCGCUAGCGGCAGUGGAGGGAGUGGCUGUGAUGAGAAUGACGAGGAUUGUGGUAGUGGAGGAAGCGGUGGUGGAAUAUUAACCACAGAAACACCCACAAACAGAGAUUCAAAGGAUGAUGAYAUAGUGUUUGGAACAACUGACUCCCCUCAAGAUGGGGGUAUUAAUGCUAAUGUUGGGAACAAAGCUGACAAGGUCACGCCAUCGUUAUCUUUCAUUCUAUUAAUAUCGACKCUAGCGUUAUGUCUACGGAUAUGACUUGCGUGACAAGGGAUUCUUCCACAUUGACUAACUACUUUAUAGGAAUGGACCUCUGAAUUGUAUAAAAUGUGACGCCAAUGUUCAUGCGUUGACUUACAACAUUUUCUAAAAUGACAUUUUGCGUGGUGCAUCGAUUUUUAUGUUGAUGACCGCGUCAAAAACUCACGUGACAAGAUUACUCACGUGACAAGUGUUGCGUGACAAACGUGACAUAUGUGUGAUUCUUGAUCAUUCAAGGAACGUAUAAGAAAGUUUUUUCCUCAUACAAAAAGAGAUGUUGUGUCACUAGUCAAGAACCGAAGAACGUAUUCACGUCCUGCUGGGAAAGUGUUAAGCUCGUGGCUUGUUUUUAAAUCAAGACUCGAAUUUCAACAUUCAUUUUCUCCACAUCUACUGAAAAAAUGGAUUUCUUAUUAUUAUAUUUUCUCACUUAACUGCCAAACUGCAAGAGCAUACGUUACCUUGCUAAUCUAACUUCUUCCCAAACUUCUAUUCGCCGGGCUAAUCCACGUGCUGUCCACGUGCUAUCAACUGCCCGUAGCAUUUCUGUUAGACCGUUAAACAAAUUUUCUGUCCUUGCAAUACAAUCUUAACAAGAUUUCAAUCCUUUCAAAGUAAUAUUUUCAACACUGAAUUUAGACCCUGAAUAGUACUUAAAUAGAGAAAUUAUAGAAAAAUGAGACCUUUGACAUCUUGAAUUUCAUUAAUUUAAGGUGAUUUAUAAUUUAUAACAACCUGUGCAGCUUUUAGCCUUGUACAUGCGAAAUACUGAACUAUAGUUAGUGAGUAACCCUAAUGAUUUUCUGUUUAUUCUUAACCUAUAAUCCGAUAUUUUACACACAAUUGUAAGGAAACAAAAGGUCUAUGUCAACAUGAGAAUUUUUUUCUUUCCUGUUAGUUUUUUUUAUAAUUUCUGGAGAUUAGAUGAAUGUUUUUUUUGUCAUUUUGUAGUCAUAUUUUACGUAUAUGUACAUUAUAUAAAUUUAUAUACACUAUGCAUUUUGUUAAUAUUCGUUUGCAAGAUAGCUCUGUACAUAGGAAUUGUCGUUUGUAGAAACCAUUAGUACAACAAAACCAGCUGAAAAAUACUGUCAAACAGUAAAAAUAAUUGAACAUAACUACAUUUUGUUUGUCUGUUUUUUUUGUUAACUAAUAAAAUAAAAUAAUUGCC
This is a messenger RNA of Exaiptasia diaphana, 2960 nucleotides long. RefSeq names its product glypican-6. NCBI's taxonomy places the organism in Eukaryota, Metazoa, Cnidaria, Anthozoa, Actiniaria, Aiptasiidae. The record is from RefSeq and is a predicted model, not a curated record. The transcript has 7 exons. The coding region runs from base 137 to 1786 and encodes 549 amino acids. Gene Ontology annotation, biological process: regulation of protein localization to membrane; regulation of signal transduction; cell migration. Gene Ontology annotation, cellular component: plasma membrane; cell surface; extracellular region.